CGGGGCUUCCCCGCGACUCCGCCGGCUACCCGUGACCGAGCGUGUAAGUACCUUGACCCCAACGCCGGUCUUUUCUCUCUCUCUCCUCUCCCUUGAUAAGUCAGUCCUAAGCUCCCAUCUUGCACCCAUCAUCUUACAAUAAACCUUCACACUCUUCUCACCCGACAUAGUGAGUUUUCAUAGAGCCAAUAUCCUCCACAUACAAGAUGGUCUACCCAUUCGACUAUCUCCAACACCGUCGUGACUGCAACUUCAAGCAAUCCGAACGCGCGGACAGAAUCCGCCGCCUCACGGCCUACAAAGGUCCCUUUUCACAACAAGACCGCCAGAUCCUGGACAAGCCCAUCGAGGAACUCGUCCAAGAUGUCCACAAGACCGUCCUCCAGCCCAUUGACAUCCUCAAAACCUACGGUAAAGUAGCCCUCAAGGCCCACGAACGCACAAACUGCCUCACCGAGGUCAUGCUCGAGUCCGCCGAGAAGUGGGUGGCCGACGGCUCCGUCAACCUCAAGGGCCCGCUAGCCGGCAUCCCCGUCAGCCUCAAAGACACAAUCGUCGUCGGCGGCUACGACACCACCGUCGGCUUCAGCAGCUUCGUGGGCAACAAAACGGCCGCCGACGGGCCCGUCGUCCGCCUCCUCAAGGACGCCGGCGCCGUCCCCUACGUGAAGACUAACCUGCCCAUCACCCUCCUGAGCUUCGAGUCCACAAACGACGUAUGGGGCCGCUGCACGAACCCGCACAACAGCCGCUACUCCCCCGGUGGCUCCACAGGAGGCGAGUCCGCUCUCCUCGCCAUGGGCGGGCGCAUCGGCAUUGGCAGCGACGUCGCGGGCAGCGUGCGGGCGCCGGCGCAUUUCUCGGGGUGCUACAGCCUCCGUUGCUCCACGGGCCGGUGGCCGAAGCUGGGCUUCUGCACGAGCAUGCCGGGCCAGGAGGGCGUGCCGUCCGUGUACAGCCCCAUGACGAGGACGCUCGACGACCUACGGUAUUUCACGCGGGCCGUGGUGGGGAUGAAGCCGUGGGAGUACGACUACAGCGUCCACCCGCUGGCGUGGCGUUCCGAGACCGAGAAGACGUGGCUGGACGACAAGAAGAAGCUCCGCGUCGGCGUGAUGCGCACCGACGGUGUCGUGGACCCCAGCCCGGCGUGCCGGCGCGCGCUGGAGAUGGUGGAGAACGCGCUGCGCAAGGAGGGCCACGAGAUCGUCGAGAUCAGCCCGCCCUCGCCAUAUGAGGGUCUCAAGAUCGCCGCUCUGGCUUUGAAUGCCGACGGAUGCCAGAUGUUCAGCACCUUCUUCCGCACGGGGGAGUGGAACGACCCGGGCGCCGCGCAGAUGAAGUUCCUGAUGAACCUCGCCAGUCCCUUGCGGUAUUUCUACUACCUCUGGGUGAAGUACGUCCGCCGCGACGACAUCUGGGCAGGCCUCGUCCGGGACUGGCGACCGCAGUCGGCGUUUGAGAACUGGAAGCUCGUCGCGCGGCGCGAGGCGUACCGGAAUCAGUGGUUUGAGUGGUGGAACAAGGCGGAGGUGGACUUUUUGAUCACGCCGCCUAAUGCUACGCCUGCUGUGCCGCAUGACGGGAUGAAGGAUGCGUGUAGUAGCUGCGGGUACACGUUCCUCUUCAACCUGCUCGACUACACGGCCGGUGUCCUCCCCGUGACACACGUGGACAAGGACCUGGACCAGCUUCCCGCGGACUUCAACAUUAAGAAGCUCAACGGCGUGGCGUACGGUGCGUAUAAGCUGUACGAUGCCAAGGAAAUGCAUGGCCUGCCCGUCGGCGUCCAGGUCGUGGGGAGGAGGCUUGAGGAGGAGAAGGUUCUGUCAAUCAUGCAGAGGGUGGAGGAUGCUUUGGGCGAUGAAAAGUACAAGCUGUUGGACAUUGACUAAGGUGAUUUGGGAGUGGAUUCAAUGUGAAAAGGCAGACAAAGAUUGUCGUAGCUCAUGAUUCGAGUCAACUGAAGACAGUAUGAACAAGUCAUUGUUCUGCGCCGGUUUCGCGACCGGCGUGUAAUGUAAAUCAAAUCAUUGGAUAGAAUCCAGUCAUAAGCCUCCAAAUUGGAUUCCGGAUAUAAGUCAUGCCUGUGAGCUGCAAUGUUGGACGUCG
Messenger RNA from Colletotrichum acutatum, 2112 nucleotides. RefSeq names its product amidase. The coding region runs from base 207 to 1895 and encodes 562 amino acids. The record is from RefSeq and is a predicted model, not a curated record. NCBI's taxonomy places the organism in Eukaryota, Fungi, Ascomycota, Sordariomycetes, Glomerellales, Glomerellaceae. The transcript has 4 exons.